AUGGACUUCCAGCAGCAGAUCCAGUUAUAUCCCAGCCAGAAGCCCUACCAGACAGCCCGCAGGAACUUCAACAUAAACAGCUUCAGAGGGCUGUCAGCUGAUAAAGAUGAUGACCCACACUUUGAGUCACCUCCGUACUGCCAUAGCCUCUCUGAGAGCUCAGACAUUAAUGAGCUGGAAUCUGAAUGCAGUCCAGAGCUGGAGCUCAAAUAUACUCAAAUUCCCAGACCCUCCAUUGUUAUCAGACAUAAUGAGUGCAGCGACCCCUGCGAGCGCAAUGAGAUGAAGAAAAUGCAGGCAGGUGAGUACUGCUGUUGGAUCUGUACAGCCUGUGAGCCUCAUGAAUACCUGGCGGAUGAGUUUACCUGCUCGCCUUGCGCUCCUGGCCAGUGGCCCACUGAUGACCUGACGUCCUGUUAUGACCUUCCAGAGGACUAUAUAAUGUGGGAAGAUGCCUGGGCCAUUGGCCCAAUUACCAUUGCCUGUGUAGGGUUCAUGUGCACCGGCCUGGUGAUUUGGGUGUUCAUCAGACACAACAACACACCACUGGUGAAAGCAUCAGGUAGAGAACUGUGUUAUAUCCUCCUCUUAGGAGUCUUCAUGUCCUACGCCAUGACUUUCCUCUUUUUGGCCAAACCUUCUCCGGCCAUCUGUGCCCUGCGCCGCCUUGGCCUGGGUACAUCAUUUGCUGUCUGCUACUCUGCCCUCCUCACCAAAACCAACAGAAUCGCCAGGAUUUUCAAUGGUGUGAAAGACGGAGCGGGAGCAGUGAGGCCACGCUUCAUUAGCCCAUCCUCUCAGGUGUUCAUCUGUCUGAGUCUAAUCUCUGUCCAGUUAGUAAUGGUGUCAGUAUGGCUGCUGCUGGAAGUCCCUGGCACACGUCGCUUUACAUUGCCAGAGCGACGACAGACUGUCAUCCUGAAGUGUAACGUACGUGAUUCCAGCAUGCUGCUGUCACUGGGAUAUGAUGUGCUCCUGGUCAUCUUGUGUACUGUGUAUGCCUUCAAGACCAGGAAGUGCCCUGAGAACUUCAAUGAGGCCAAAUUUAUUGGAUUCACCAUGUACACCACCUGUAUAAUUUGGCUGGCCUUUCUUCCCAUCUUCUAUGUUACAUCUAGUGACUACAGGGUAUGGUACUGA
Molecule: messenger RNA, 1140 nt
Organism: Archocentrus centrarchus (flier cichlid)
Lineage: Eukaryota; Metazoa; Chordata; Actinopteri; Cichliformes; Cichlidae
Product: metabotropic glutamate receptor 3-like
Exons: 7
Coding region: 1-1140 (379 amino acids)
Biological process (GO): G protein-coupled receptor signaling pathway
Cellular component (GO): membrane
Molecular function (GO): G protein-coupled receptor activity
Source: RefSeq, a predicted model, not a curated record